Messenger RNA from Protopolystoma xenopodis, 1110 nucleotides. The record is from the annotation of a GenBank genome assembly. Lineage: Eukaryota; Metazoa; Platyhelminthes; Monogenea; Polystomatidea; Polystomatidae.
CCCAUUCCCACCACAUUCCUGACUCAUUCCCUCCUCAUUACUGCCACAUUCCCACCACAUCUUGGCCACACUUUCACCACAUUUCUACCACAGUCCCAUCACAUUCCAGUCACAGCCCAGCCCCAUUUCCACCACAUUCCUACCACAUUCCUGACUCAUUCCCUCUUCAUUACCGCCACAUUCCCACCACAUCUUGGCCACGCUUUCACCACAUUUCUACCACAGUCCCAUCACAUUCCAGUCACAGCCCAACCCCAUUUCCACCCCAAACCUGUAUCAUUCCCCCCUCAUUUCCGCCAUAUUCCCACUACAGCCGAGCCACACUUUCCCCAGAUUCCUACUCCCAGCCACAUUGCAGCCGCAUUUCUCCCACAUUACGGCACAGGCGUGCCGCCAAUCAGGGCCAGUGUAGCCUCAGAGAAGACUUGGCUAGAGCAGCUCAGCCGGAGGCUGCACUGGCUCGGAGCAGCGUAUAAACACUCAAGUGUCCGAGCGGUGCUCCGAUUGGUUGGGAAUAUUCGAGAUAAAAAUAUUCCAUUGCUUGGUCAGGCACGCGAGACUGGUGUAGCGGUUAAAACGUACCGAAAGCGCACAACUUCGUGCCUCAGCUGCCAUGUGUGUGUGUGUGUGUGUCCAGUGGGCAAGUCGUGUCUGACGCAUAGGCUGUGCGAGGGCGCAGUUUCGCGGGCAGAAUGUCUUGAAACUGGGUCAGCCUACGAAAGGCCUUGGCGUCACAGGAUUGGUCACAAGAAAGGUGGCUUGAGCUAUCGACAGCUUCAGCAACGCCGAGCCACAGUCAGCUGGACCUGUGACGCCAGUUUGGCUGCGGCGCCAUUGCAGGCUGGGCUGGACGAUGCUGUUCAAGUCAGUUCUGCUCGCGCCAACCGGUCGUUCGUGGCGGCGACCGGCCCGUCUUUUGCGUUGGCUGUCUUCGUGUCUUGUGCGAGCAGUUUGCAGCCAACCAAAUCAUGGAAUGCCUCAAGCAGCCUGCAAGAGGGUUUGUGGGCCGAAAAAGCGGAGCUGGUCGAAAACUUAACUCGCACAGGACACGAGAGAAACGGUCAUGAAGGAAAAGAUGGGACGGAAGGAUGGAAAGAGGAAGAGGUGUAA